CCUAACGCCGCCAACUCCUGCGAGCAGAGUCGGCGCCGGAGAGAGAAACAGAGAGAGGUGACUUCGGCUCCCAGCGGUCUCACCUUCGAGGAUGGCGUACGGUAUGAAGCCCACGAAGCCGGGGCUGGAAGAGCCUCAGGAGCAGCUGCACCGCAUCCGGAUCACCCUCUCGUCCAAGAACGUCAAGAACCUCGAGAAGGUGUGCGCGGAUCUGGUGAGGGGUGCCAAGGACAAGAAGCUCACGGUUAAGGGUCCGGUGAGGAUGCCCACCAAGGUGCUCCAUAUCACCACCAGGAAGUCGCCCUGCGGUGAAGGAACCAACACCUGGGAUCGGUUUGAGCUCCGUGUCCACAAACGGGUAAUUGAUCUUGUCAGCUCCUCCGAGGUCGUCAAGCAGAUUACUUCGAUCACCAUUGAACCGGGUGUGGAAGUUGAAGUCACAAUUGCAGAACCAUGAACUUUGUGGAGAUUGAAGUGGUAAUGUCAGAUCGAUGAACUAAGGUCGAGUGCUUUAUUUUCUCUUAUCGAUGAUUGAUUUAGGACACUAUGAUGAACUUUGAUUUAGUUUUUGGCCACCAGUCAUUUUUUUGGGCAAUUGAACUUGCUGUUGCUCAGGGAAAAAAUGUUCCAGUGAUCUUUAUUUUGAUAUUAUGGAUUGGUUCUGAUCCUCA
Molecule: messenger RNA, 671 nt
Organism: Musa acuminata AAA Group (dessert banana)
Lineage: Eukaryota; Viridiplantae; Streptophyta; Magnoliopsida; Zingiberales; Musaceae
Product: small ribosomal subunit protein uS10y
Exons: 3
Coding region: 92-457 (121 amino acids)
Biological process (GO): translation
Cellular component (GO): ribosome; cytosolic small ribosomal subunit
Molecular function (GO): structural constituent of ribosome
Source: RefSeq, a predicted model, not a curated record